UUGAUUUGGGAACGCAAAAAAUGUGUGUACCAUCAGAUCUAAAAAAAAUGGACUAUCAUCAAAUUUUUAAAACUAGAGCUUUCUGUUAGAGGUACAAACAACAAUAAGAUGUUCAAGGCUAAUAUAAGAUUGAAUGGUAUAGGGAGACAAAGCAUACGGCUGAAUUCAACCACUGCUCCUACAUAUAUCAGAAGAAGACCCAAGUUCAGAGACCUUAUGAAGGCUCCAGUGGUGAAAUCAAUAUUUUUAUCAUUGAUAUUUGGAACUGUAAUGGUAGAUUAUAUGAAGACAAAGAAAGAACUUGAAUUGCUUACUAAUACUCAUAAGACUAAAUUCAGUAUACUAGAGAAUAUCAUUGAAAAAUUGAAGAAUGGUGAACAUAUAGAUGUGGGAAGAGAAUUAAGAAUUGCUGAUAAGUUAACCAGAAAUAAAUAUGAUAGAGUGACUGAUAUUGAAUUAGAUGAUCAACUUGAUAAAUUUUUGAAAAUGGCAGAACUGACAGAACCAGUAGAGUUUGAAGUGGCUGAGAAAGAAGAAGUGGUAGUUGUAAAGGAGGUUGCAGACAAUGCUAAACCAUCAACUCAACCUACCAAAAUUGAUAGUAGUAAAUUUUUGUAAAUAUUUUAUUUAUUCGUUAAUUAUAUAUAUAGACUAGUUUUAAUAAAAACAACAA
Messenger RNA from Scheffersomyces coipomensis, 673 nucleotides. RefSeq lists its product as uncharacterized. The record is from RefSeq and is a predicted model, not a curated record. Lineage: Eukaryota; Fungi; Ascomycota; Pichiomycetes; Serinales; Debaryomycetaceae. The coding region runs from base 109 to 618 and encodes 169 amino acids. The transcript has a single exon.